CACAGCGGGAGAUUUACCUGGUCCCGCACCUGCAUGAACCACCAUCACAUUUUCAGUCGUAGCUUGGCUAGGAGUAAAUAAACAGUGCUUUGUUUUAAUCUGUUGUAAUUAGUCUAAGUGUAUGAACUUUUGUGAAUUACGUUUUAGUCUAACAUGGACUGGACAUUACUACCGUUGGAACCAUUGGAGACUAUUUUUCACCAGCUAGAGUUUAAAGAUCGUAUUGCUUGUUCGCUGGUAUGUCGCAGAUGGAAUGAGGUCCUCUUUAGCUGUCCAGCCCUAGCUCGCAGUAUUAUUUUCAGUAUAGGACCGACUUACUCCACUGAUCUUCGCAGCGUCAUCCGAUGGAGCAAUCGAAACUAUCGACAGAUAACAAUAGUGCUGAACCAUGAUUCUGACACCGCAUUGUCUGAACUUAUUGCAGAGACUGCUGAACGAUGGGACGUAAAGCUUGUAUCAUUAGUUGGAGAUCCACCCAAAGUCCUUAACUGUAUGAACCUGAACGCCAAUUUGUUCAACUCGAUCACAGAGCUGAACCUGGAAUUUACCAUGGAUCGUGCUUGGCCUGUGAUUUCCGCACAGACAAUUACUUUUAGAAAUCUUAAAAAGUUCAACUAUCUACAAGUAUACACAGGUUCCAAUCCUAUGGGGAUGCUAUUUCGACUGGUAGUUCCAAAUUUGGAAGAGGUAUCUGUAGUACUAGAUUCGUUAGCCAACGAAGAAGCCAUGUACUGGGCAGACCCACUGAUCGAAAUAGUAGAGUGCAACAAUCUGAAAUCAUUGGAAGUUGAUUUGAAUUGCACCAUGUGGGAGAGAUUUUUUGCCACUGAAAGACCUACAUUGGAACGAUUGGUGAUACGUCGAGCCAGUGACGAAUUCCAGGAGCGAGACUGGAACCUACUUUUCCGUAACAUGCCGAAUCUACGCUACGUUGAGUUUGUUUUCUCAAAUGAUAUAAUGCUGUCUAAUUUGACUAGAAAUUGCAAAAAAGUUGAACGGCUGAUGUUGAAUGGUUUUUGCCUGCACGAUGGGUCCUUCGCCAACAACAUGAGUCUAUUAUCGUUGAAACAGGUUCACAUGGACGGCUGGAUGAAUGGGGCAUUAUUUUCCUUGAAUUCUCCGCUUGAUUUAGUCCAUUUAGAAGAACUCACGUGGAAGUACGUAGAAUUGGCCCCCGCGCAGGGUAGUUUUACACUGGUAACGCCUGAACUGCGACGACUAACAUUACGCGGUUGUGACUACAAGCGUUUCUUACUGGAGGUUGGAUGUCGUCUCGAGAUUAUCGAUAUGGAUUACUACGAGGAACAGGUGUUGACACCAAACUUUUUCGAUUCACUGGAGAAUCUUCAACACCUCACUUUACACAUCAAUAGCAGCUCACUGAAACUAGUUCGACACAUGCGCCAUCUGCCUCAAUUGAAUCAGCUGGAAUUGGUAUGUUCCACCGAACGCCAUGGGUACGACUGUAAUGCCUUGUUCAGCAGUAUUUGUUCCCACUGUCCUGAACUGCGGGAACUCUGCAUACGCAAUGAGCACGAAAAUUAUCUUAGUAUUGGCUACCGAUAUUUUGUGCAACUCGUUAGAUUGAGCAAACUGCGGAUAUUAACUCUUCAGUACAUCACACUGUACAAUGUGGUCGGCGAAAUACCGAUGGAACACUUGGUGCGCCUGAACGUUUGGGGUUGCAUAGUUAUCGGGAAGGGACCAUUUAAAAGAUUUCCCAUUGCGACACAUGACUCGAGCGUUCAGGCGGCGGAUUGUAGCUUUACCUGCCAAGACAGAGGAAGAUGGUAGGUUAGGCAGACGUUCAAUAUGAAUGAAAUUCAAACGAAUAACAUCAAGUGUGUGUUAUAAGCCAGACAGUAGGUUAAAUUUUGUUUAUUUGUGUCUAUGUUUAUGUAGGUAUUUGUAUGUGUGUGUCUAACGUGGGCACUAUUUUAUUAGGAAACAUCACAAUUUAUUAUUUUAAUAGAGUCUUAUGAAAUGCAUAUGUAUACACGUUACUUUAAGUCUACCAUUAACUUUAUUUUAAAUAAUGAUUGUACAAGUAUUUAGUUCUACUGAACACUAAAGUGUUUGAUUGCAUGUAAUUUUGAAUAAAAGUUUUUUUUU
Topomyia yanbarensis is the source of this 2112-nucleotide messenger RNA. RefSeq lists its product as uncharacterized. The record is from RefSeq and is a predicted model, not a curated record. The transcript has a single exon. Gene Ontology annotation, biological process: SCF-dependent proteasomal ubiquitin-dependent protein catabolic process. Gene Ontology annotation, molecular function: protein binding. Gene Ontology annotation, cellular component: SCF ubiquitin ligase complex. Lineage: Eukaryota; Metazoa; Arthropoda; Insecta; Diptera; Culicidae. The coding region runs from base 154 to 1794 and encodes 546 amino acids.